CACAGCAAGAAAAACCCGAGGUUUAAAAGAACAUGUGAACUCGUGCUUUACCUGUUUCAGUUCAAACCUCCUCAGUGACCUGCACAGAGGAAGUGGACUCAUGGCGCUGAGCGGCAGAAUGGACGGAGCAUCUCUUCAGUGUCUGCUCUUUCUGACCUCACUGCUCUGCUGCAGAACAGCCCAAGCUCGUCUGACUGUGAGUCCCAGCAGCUCUCAGAUGUUUGAAGGAGACUCUGUCUCUCUGAGCUGUGAGGAGGACGACAGCUCUGCUGGAUGGAGGCUGAGGAGGAAGACGGCCAAACAAACCAGAGCUGAGUGUGGAGCUGGGUGGGGAAGAUCAGCUGGUUCCUCCUGUUUGAUCGGCCACAUCGUCCCAUUGGACAGUGGAGUUUACUGGUGUGAGUCCAGAGAGGGAGCAACCAGUAACAUCAUCAACAUCACUGUCACUGGUGGAUCAGUGAUCCUGCAGAGUCCUGUCCUCCCUGUGAUGGAGGGACAUGAUGUCACUCUGCACUGUAAAACAAAGACCACUCCCUCCAACCUCCCAGCUGCUUUCUAUAAAGAUGGCUCCCUCAUCAGGACUGAGCCUACAGGUCACAUGACCAUCCACCAUGUUACCAAGUCUGAUGAAGGCCUCUACAAGUGUAACAUCAGCAGUGAUGGAGAGUCUCCACCCAGCUGGAUCACUGUCACAGGUGAAUCUUUAACCACAGAUCCACCCUCUGAUUCAGCUCCACCUCCUACCACAGACUCCUCCCUCCUCACGUUCAGUCUCCUCCACCUGGUGGUGUUGUGUCCGUACUUCAUCUCCACUGUCCUCAUGGUGUCUUUAUAUCGACACAGACCCACAGGAAAUCACCUGCCCGUCUCCAUGGUGAUGACCCCACCCACCCAGGCUGAGCAGGGAUUGGAUGAUGAUGAUGAUGAUGUCACCACAGAGCAUCACUUCUGACCUGAUCCAAUGUCUUCAGUGUUUCCUCUUUCUUAAACGAGGCUGAAGUGUUACUGACUGCUCUCUCAGUUUAGUUACAUUGUGUUGCUUUAAAAUCACAGCUUCAUGAACGUCAGACUGUUGCUUUGUCUUUGUUCCUCUGUAUAAAACCUCUUUAGUCUAAA
Lates calcarifer (barramundi perch) is the source of this 1116-nucleotide messenger RNA. RefSeq names its product Fc receptor-like protein 5. NCBI's taxonomy places the organism in Eukaryota, Metazoa, Chordata, Actinopteri, Centropomidae. Gene Ontology annotation, molecular function: transmembrane signaling receptor activity. The transcript has 6 exons. Gene Ontology annotation, biological process: cell surface receptor signaling pathway. The record is from RefSeq and is a predicted model, not a curated record. The coding region runs from base 101 to 952 and encodes 283 amino acids.